AUGUCAACCGGUCUGCCUCCUGGAGUGCCUCCGAAUGUCAAGGUCUUUGGGCCGGGGGCAAACUGUACGCUAGAGAUUUGCCCUGUUGAAAUGAGUGUUUACGGCUACAGACCUAGUCUUGCGGCAAACAUCACAUUUCUUUCCCUCUACCUCGUCUCUGCUACCAUACAUGUCUAUCUCGGAUUCCGAUGGAAGACGUGGUUCUUCAUGGGAUGUAUGGUCUUCGGAGCCGUCAACGCUGUGCUAGGCUAUGCGGGUCGAGUUGUCAUGUAUUACAACCCCUUUAACUUCGCAGCGUUCAUGAUCCAGAUAAUAUGCAUCACUAGCGGCCCAGUCUACUAUUCCGCAGCUAUUUAUGUCACCCUUGCCGCAGCGAUUAAGUAUUUCUCGCCAUCCUUGUCACGGUUCGAACCGAAUCUUUUCUACUGGAUCUUCAUUCCCGCCGAUGUCGUCUGUCUUAUUUUCCAGGCAGUCGGUGGGGCGUUGUCCACAGCAUCGGCCGGCAGCAGUGAGAUCGGCGUCAACAUGGCACUAGUCGGCCUCAGCUUGCAGGUCGCGGUCAUGGUUGUGUUCUGUGCUUUCUUCGCAGACUACCUGAUCCGUUAUUUCCGCGCAGGCUCGACGGAGAGAUUCGGCACCAGAUCUAAGCUAUUCUUUGGCUUCAUGGCGCUGGCAAUCAUUCUCAUCUUGGUGCGAUGCUCCUACCGCCUGGUUGAACUGCGGAACGGGUACCGCGGUGAACUGAUUCGAGACGAGCCGAUCUUUAUCGGUUUGGAGGGAGUCAUGGUGAUAGCUGCAGUCUUCUGCCUGAUGGUGUCCCAUCCGGGUUUCGUCUUCAAGACCAACGCCAAAGAUGGCGAUGCAGACUCGACUCCUGGACGGCCUGACCCGUCUCCUCUGGAUCUCUCAUGGACCCAGCCAGCACCGCCGCCGUAUUCAAGCCCCAUGCCGAUCACCAACAUUCCCGACUCCGUUGAACUCAUGGAAUCGGUCGGUCUAGCUUUCGAGAACUCUAGCGAAACAUCAAGUUCCAGCAAUCCAUCGCUCCAGCCCGACUUCGCAUCUAUCUUCGGCGGCGCGGGAACCUAUGCUCCAAACGGCCUCUCAAUGGGCAUGCACAUGGGGGUUGACGGCACCCAGGACUUGAUGAACCAAGGCAAAGACAACAUAUUGGCGGAAGCAUAUUCGCAGCUAGCCAAUGUGCUAUUUGGUCUGCACAACUUGACUUCAUACGGCGAAUGCGGACCUGCGGCGGACCUUGCCACACGGCUGAGCUCCCUUGAGAAAGUAUUCCCCUUAGUGUCGACCUUAUGCGAUAUUCUCAAGAGGCCUCAGCUCAACCAUCUUCUUGGCACUCAGAAGAUGCUAUCCUCGCCAUGUCUGCUGCUGGCGAGCUCGGUUAUCUCCACCGUGGUCGAGAUUUACAGCGGCAGACUGAGUCCUUUUCAACCAUCAGAUGGAGAUAGAGAGAGCAUGGCGGAGCUCGGGACACAGCAACGGCUACAACUUCAGACCGACGCGAUGGUGAUGGACUACCAUCUUACGGAGCUUCGCCCUAUCGUGAAGAUGGCGUGCGUUGCAAUGCACGAUUCACAGACCAUCGACUUGAUGGACACGAUGCGACGGACGCUCAGGGAAUUUCUGGAGGAUUGGAGCACUUUGAAUUUGUAA
Colletotrichum karsti is the source of this 1671-nucleotide messenger RNA. RefSeq names its product parasitic phase-specific protein PSP-1. The coding region runs from base 1 to 1671 and encodes 556 amino acids. The transcript has 5 exons. Lineage: Eukaryota; Fungi; Ascomycota; Sordariomycetes; Glomerellales; Glomerellaceae. Gene Ontology annotation, cellular component: fungal-type vacuole; plasma membrane. The record is from RefSeq and is a predicted model, not a curated record.